AUGCCAAAGUUACGGGCCAUCGAGAACAUCACUUCGUUCAAGCCGAUUCUUGAGACUAAUAAUCAACAAGUACGCGACGAAACAAUCAAGCUGAUCGAGAAAACCGUCCUCACCUUCUUGCGUAAACUGGAUUCCGCCACUAAAACCACAGACGUCCGGAAAAACAAGAGACAGAACAGCUAUCUACGAAAUUCAUUCGAAAUUCAGUGAGUUUUUAUUAAUUUUUGGGUUUUGUGUUUUAGGUAAUUUAGUCAUGGGUAACAUCGGGAUUUCUCAGCGAUAUUGCGGUUGCUUCUGGUGGAUUUGGUGACUAAAAUGUAAAGAAAGAGCUGCUGCAGAUUUAAAGUAAUAUUUUUUGCGCUAUUAUUAUCUCCUUUUUCUAUAAAAAAUUUUUUAGUUAUACUCACUUAUUACAAUUUGAAAAUUCUCUUGUUUUUCUUCAGAAGCCCUGCCUCUAGCUCGUCGGAACGCUUAUUGUUCAGUGUUGGAAGUCUCCCAACAUUUUCCCGGCAAUUUCGAGCUAUGGCGCAAAUAUACUCCUUGCUAUUGGGUAAUCGACGCUCUACCAAGAGGUAGGUUGUGUACAGUUCGAACUCUAUGUUUAGAGAUCUUUACUAUGAAUAUAAAAAGGUGUAUAAGAACAAACAAAGGAAUCUGGACUCUGCUGUUAGCAAAAUCUGCAGAUUUUUCCACAGACCUCGGCAAUGCUUGAACGUGGUAAGAUUUUUGAAUAUUUUUCGUUUGGAUUUUUUAUAUCUUCGUGGGAAAUUGUUGCUUUUCAUUACAUGUCGAAAACAUGAUAUUUUCUUUUUGAUUUCGGACAUCUACAAGUCGAGGAUUUGCCAUGGGAAAACUGGUUUUGUCGUUUGAGUCAGGUGUUGAAGUAAACUGCGAAGCUUAUCCUGUAGCGAUUGGAGCUGAGCUGAUGAAGUUUACGGGAUUCAAUAUGGACGCAGAUACGAUUCUGGUAGUAGAGAAGGAUACUGUGUUUCAAAGAUUGAUCGAUGAUGGGAUAUUCACCAUGUUACCCAAGGUACUGCUGGUUACAGUAAGUUGUUUUUGUUGGUGUUUUUGUCUUUAGAUCUUUGGAUGAUCUAAAUGGAGACACGUUGGACUAGUGAUUCUCCACUCGGGGUUUUCCAGUUGCUCUUGAACGACGGGACGACUUGACUCGAGUCAAGUUUUGUCCUCGUUCUAAUAUUGUCAAACGCAUAAUGUAAAAUUUAAAAAGUCGUGUGAUGACCAGAAAUACGUAUUCCAUACCCUACUAAGUCUGUUUUAGGGCCGUGGUUUCCCGGAUAUUUGUACUAGGAGUUUCCUUCGAUGGCUUCUCAACCAAAACCCCAAGAAAAUCUUCUGUUUGGUCGACUGUGAUCCCUACGGUAAGUCCAUCUCUUUUUUCGACUAUUGUGCAAUUUUGUACUCUAGUUUAGGCCUGCAAAUAUAUUGCACAUACCGAUACGGAGGCGCGAAAUCGGAGAUUGAAUCAAAUGGGGUCAAAUUGUAUGAGAUACGGAUGAUGGGCCUGAAGAUGUCAGACGCAGUUAAGAUGAAUUUGGAUCCCAUUCAUCGAUUAACACUCACUGUGGCUGAUAUGAAGCGACUGAAAAAGUUGAAACAACUGGCCACGACAAAUGAUGAUAGUGGGCUUGAAAAACAGGUGAGAAAUGUGUUUCUGUCACACGUCAGCAGAAUUUUGCUGAUAUUGGAGUGACUUUGAAGCAAAAGUGGUUAAUACACGCUGUAGGUUUCUGUUUUUCAGGUUGAAGCGAUGAUUGGAGCCGGUUACAAAGUGGAACUGGAAGCGAUGUCUUCAAUCAAGCCAGAUUACAUCCUCAAGGAUUAUAUUAUUCCGAAAUUAGCACCGUUUACCAGUGUUUGUUUGUAA
Messenger RNA from Bursaphelenchus xylophilus (pine wood nematode), 1888 nucleotides. Lineage: Eukaryota; Metazoa; Nematoda; Chromadorea; Rhabditida; Aphelenchoididae. The record is from the annotation of a GenBank genome assembly.